ACAUUAAAUUUUAGUAAUAAUUCUAUAAAAAUUUAGAUCUCAAAUAAUGUCAAAUAUAAAAUCGCUGGAAUACUCAACGCUUAUUGUCCCUUAUGAAUUACUUAACAAAACAUUUCGAAAUGCCCAAAAAGUUAUAGAUCGUGAAGUAUCUCAUGUCAACUCAACUAGUGACAAACUGAAAAAAGUAUCUUCAAAAAAUAAGGUAUCAAUUGAAGAAGUUACAAAGGAAUUUGAUGUUUUGCUAGAACAUCUAACCAGUCUGAAAGAAAAGUCAAUUCACUGUGUUGAUCAGGAAGAAGUUAGGCUUAACACGUGUCAACAAAGACUGGAGCAUGUAAGUAAAAAUCAAAGCAGUACAGCUGCCAGACGAAAUUUACAUGAUCGAAUGCUUGUAAAUUAUUUUCUUCAUUGUGGUUAUCAUGAAACAGCUAUACAAUUAGCAGAAAAAUCAUUUGUGAAGGAGUAUGUAGACUUGGAUGUUUUUUUAGUUGCACGGGAUAUUGAAAAGUCAUUGAAAGAAAAAAAUCCUGCACUGUGUUUACAAUGGUGUCAUGCUAAUAAGUCAAAAUUAAAAAAGCUCCAAAGUACUUUAGAGUUAAAUGUUAGAGUUCAAGAGUUUAUUGAACUUGUCAAAAAUAAUCAAAGAUUGCAGGCUGUUUUAUAUUCUCGAAAACACUUUGGUAGUUUAAGUGAUGUUACUGAUUCUUAUAAACUACAAAAAACAGUGAUGGCGAUUUUGGCUUUUAAAGUAGAUACUGAGGUAAAACGUUAUAAAGAUUUGUUUAGUGACACACGAUGGGAUUUACUGGUGGAACAAUUUCGCAAGGAGAAUUUUGCAUUACAUCAACUAGACUCACAAUCUAUUAUGGAAGUUGUAUUGCAAUGCGGAUUAGCAUCUCUUAAAACACCUCAUUGUUUUCAUAAAGAGGAGCAAUGUCAAGACUGUCCAGUUUGUAAUAGACUUUUCAAUACUCUUUCAAAGCCAUUGCCAUUUGCUCAUUCAAGUCAGUCUCGUUUAAUUUGCAGCAUUAGUGGCGAACAGAUGAAUGAACAUAACCAUCCAUUAAUGUUACCUAAUGGCUAUGUUUAUGGAGAACGUUCCAUACAAAGUCUAUUAUCUGAGGGUAAUGGUGAUAUAAUUUGCCCUAAAACCAAAGAUACUUAUUCUGUCAAAGAUUUGAAGAAAGUAUUUAUUAUGUAAUUUAUAUUUUAUUGGACUUUUUGGUAAAAUA
This is a messenger RNA of Hydra vulgaris (swiftwater hydra), 1232 nucleotides long. Its product is annotated as E3 ubiquitin-protein transferase MAEA. Gene Ontology annotation, molecular function: protein binding; ubiquitin protein ligase activity. The record is from RefSeq and is a predicted model, not a curated record. NCBI's taxonomy places the organism in Eukaryota, Metazoa, Cnidaria, Hydrozoa, Anthoathecata, Hydridae. Gene Ontology annotation, biological process: proteasome-mediated ubiquitin-dependent protein catabolic process. Gene Ontology annotation, cellular component: GID complex; nucleus; cytoplasm.